AUGAGCAAAAUUCUGUGUGUUCCAGGUUUGGGUUUGCAAAUACAGUGCUACCAGUGUGAGGAGUUCCAGCUAAAUAAUGACUGCUCUGCUCCAGAGUUCAUCGUGAAUUGUACAGUGAAUGUUCAAGAUAUGUGUCAGAAAGAAGUAAUGGAAAAAAGUUUUGGAAUCAUGUAUCGCAAAUCCUGCGCCUCUUCAGCAGCGUGUCUGAUCGCCUCCGCCGGGUACCAGUCCUUCUGUUCUCCAGGGAAGGUGAACUCCGUGUGUAUCAGCUGCUGCAACACUCCGCUCUGCAACGGACCCCGGCCAAAGAAGAGGGGGAGUUCUGGCGUGGUGCUGAGGGCACACGUGGCAACCACCGUUCUGCUCCUUACAUUGGCUCUGUUGGUUUUGUAUUGCUAA
Molecule: messenger RNA, 399 nt
Organism: Mesitornis unicolor (brown roatelo)
Lineage: Eukaryota; Metazoa; Chordata; Aves; Mesitornithiformes; Mesitornithidae
Gene: LYPD1
Product: LY6/PLAUR domain containing 1
Exons: 2
Coding region: 1-399 (132 amino acids)
Biological process (GO): acetylcholine receptor signaling pathway
Molecular function (GO): acetylcholine receptor inhibitor activity
Source: RefSeq, a predicted model, not a curated record